Messenger RNA from Rasamsonia emersonii CBS 393.64, 1080 nucleotides. RefSeq lists its product as uncharacterized. The record is from RefSeq and is a predicted model, not a curated record. Gene Ontology annotation, cellular component: nucleus. The transcript has 7 exons. The coding region runs from base 1 to 1080 and encodes 359 amino acids. Gene Ontology annotation, molecular function: DNA-binding transcription factor activity, RNA polymerase II-specific. Gene Ontology annotation, biological process: regulation of transcription by RNA polymerase II. Lineage: Eukaryota; Fungi; Ascomycota; Eurotiomycetes; Eurotiales; Trichocomaceae.
AUGCAGAAAAUGUGUCAUGACACUCUGAAUCCCUUUCCAUUAGGUACAUUUACAUAUACCCAGGUUGCUGCUGCUGAUGAUGCGGAGAAGAAGCGGUCUGUCUGGUUUACAGGGGCUUCCCUGGAUAGACAAAUUAGUCGCACAGACAUCAUUCUUAUGGACGGAGGUACUCCGCAGAUUGUUAGGCUGAAAGUUUCCCAACUAGCCGAGAAAGCCUCUAGUUUAGUCCUAGACUGGCCACUUUACCCCAGAUUUUAUUCUUGGCCGUCUAUAUUCUCUCUUGUCGCCUUCUUUCAUAGGAUAAUAUCCGAUCGUCAGACGCAUACAAAAUCAUCUUUUGUCCAAAAAAAAAUCCAUCCGAUGGAGUCUCGUCCGGCCGUAAACGGCAAGGAAAUGCUCGCCAUGCUGAACGGCAACCAGCAGCCAUCGUCAUCAUCACCAGGAGCAAUCCGGGCUUGCCGGCGUUGCAAGAAGCCCGAACCAUCCAACCCGUCCCCGGAGCAGAAACUCAAACGGUGUUCUCGCUGCCGAAGCAGUCUGUACUGCUCGCGCGCCUGCCAGCGCGCAGACUGGAAGACCGGCGGCCACAAACGCGCCUGCACGUUCGGCGCCAUGGCCAACAACUGCUAUCUCGACAGCCUGCCGUCGGAGGAAGAGGCCAUGGACCAGCUGAUCGACGCGUACCGGCUCCGGGUGGAAGAUGACUUUAUGUACCGCGGCCACUUACAUGGUCGGUACGCCGAGAAGAAGGCCGAUAAGAAGGAGAAGGACGACGACGAGCAGCAGGACGAAGAGAGUCCUGCCGUGCGGGAUUUCAGACACUUCCUCGACCUGGCCGAGGCUCAGAUUGGUAAAGAGCAGCCCGAGGACGGCAAAAAGUCCAGCAUCCUGCCCAGCUGGUGGAGUCCGGAGAAGAGGGCCAUCUGUGAGCGUCGCGCCAUGGGCACCGGCUGGUCUGCGCUUCACCACGCGGUGGAAAAGGAAGAUAUCCAGGAGCAUUACAAGGACAGUAUGAUGCCGAUGAAGUUGCGCAUGUUGGCAGAAGCGGUCUAUGGAUUCAACGUCAUGGAACGGCGAUAG